AUGUUCUACACUGAUCAUGAGAUUUAUAACAGCUCAAUAAGCGAUAGCGAGAACACAAGCAGCAGCUUUUCUGUUUGCGUUCGCUCAACUUUCAUGCCAGAAGGCUUCGCAGAAACAUUCGAUUCGGAUCCUAUCGAAUUUGAUUCGUCUGAUAUCAUUACCUUCGAUGAAGUUGAACCUAAACCAAGCUCAAUGCCAACAAAUUUCAGCCAAUUUAUGCUACCGGGGUUCGAUCUUAAUUGA
Messenger RNA from Trichomonas vaginalis G3, 243 nucleotides. RefSeq lists its product as uncharacterized. The transcript has a single exon. Lineage: Eukaryota; Parabasalia; Trichomonadida; Trichomonadidae. The record is from RefSeq and is a predicted model, not a curated record. The coding region runs from base 1 to 243 and encodes 80 amino acids.